Molecule: messenger RNA, 1321 nt
Organism: Alosa alosa (allis shad)
Lineage: Eukaryota; Metazoa; Chordata; Actinopteri; Clupeiformes; Clupeidae
Product: complement C1q-like protein 2
Exons: 3
Coding region: 64-534 (156 amino acids)
Molecular function (GO): protein binding
Source: RefSeq, a predicted model, not a curated record
GCUGAUUGAGAAACCAGUGAGAGACUAGUGGAACUACUAAAAAGUGAAAAUGACGCUCAGGCAAUGAAUCUGAACUUCACGGCAAGCCAAGUGGAGGACCUGAGGAGGGAGAGAGAGGAGAGGAGGGUAUCUUUCUCUGCCUCAGUGGUAACAUCUGGUGCUGCAAAUAUAGGACCCUUUUCAGCUGCAACUACUCUGAUCUACAGAAAUGUCAUAUCCAACAUUGGCAACUGCUACAACAAAAACACAGGUGUCUUCACAGCUCUAGUUCGAGGGGUCUACCACUUUGAUGUAUCUCUUUUAGGACAGGGUCAUGCAUCCACAGCUGCAGCAGUCACCCUACAUAAAAAUGGAGAGCAUGUUGCCAUUGCUUACACUCACACACCAAGCCACUGGACCAGCUCUUCUAACGGAGCUUCUCUGCUGCUGGAGGUGGGAGAUGUUGUCUAUGUAAACCUGAGGGCUCAUGCGUGGGUGUAUGAUAAUACGGAACGCUACACCACCUUCUCUGGCCACCUGCUCUUCACCAUGUGAGAAGUCAGUCCAGAAGUAAUGAUUCACUCAAGUAUUGCAAUAUUGUGUUUUGUGAUACUGCAUUGACUAUUCAGAACCAUGUGUCAGUGUUGUUUGCAGAUAUAGGGAAAUGUGAAUUCCUUUGCUUAAACUGCAUAAAAAACUAGCAGUAGCAGUGUUAUGUUUGAUAUCACAUGCACUGUGAUAAAUGCUAAUGCAGAGGUUUUGAUUGCAUGUACAUUUUAUAUCUCAAUAUGUUAUAUGGUGGUGUGUUUUCUAGUUAUUUGUUUAGUGUGUUUGUUGGUCUAAUAUACUGUAUCAGUUAUUAUGGCAGUUCUUCGUAUACAUUAUCUUACUUACAGUAUAAUAUAUUGCAAUUGAAUUGUAACCUUUGUUACAUUUGCUGUCAUUUCUGAAUCCUAACUAACUGAUGUUUCAUUCUCCAGUCCAGGUGGCCACAUAAAUUAAAGAAGGGGAACAAGCAUUAUACAUUAUGAUAUGUCACAUAUUUUUGUUGUUUUCAUAGCACUCAUAGAUUAUUUAAUUAAAGAGUUACUAGAAUGAAUAUAAGGCAAAUAUAUAUAAUCACCAGAAUGACACCACAAGACACCAGUAGGGGGAGUCAGAGCAAACUAGAGCUGCUAGUACUUUUAAAUGGCCACCAGGACUGGAGAUCAAAACACAGAUACACCUGUAAACAAUACCCACAGUAUAAGACAAAUCAUAUCACGAAUGACAGAGCAAGAGUAUUUCUGGUUUAGAUCAGGAGGAGUGUGAAAAGGGGGAAAAUUAAACAUUUAAAGUAUUA